ACCCAGGGACCCCCAGGAAGGGGAAACCCCCAGUCAGAGCGAAGCAGCCCCCAGAGGCCCCCCCAACACAGGGGCAAGGGGGGCACCUUCCUCCCCCCUCCCCGUGUAGGGGCCCCAGACAUGCCCCCCCUGGGCCCCCGCUCAGCCCGGCUGUAGGGGGCGGAUCAGAGGUGGAAGGGGUGGGGGGGGGUAGGUGGGUGAGAGACCCCCCCUCCCUGCCCCUGAGACCCCCACCCCAGGCAGGGCAGUGGGGGGGCUCGACGCCUCCCGGGGGACACUUCUGCCUCCCCCCUGCCCGCCCGGCUGGGGCCUGAGUCCAGACAGAAGGAGCCCCGGAAGCUCAGGCCGGCCCAGGGCCCCGGUAACGGGGAGAGGUGCCGGGGGGCACGCCAGCCUCGCCACCCCUACAGAGCCGCCCGCUCUCACUGGGGUGCGGCUUGAAGCGGACCCAGGAGUCCGGGUGACCUGAGAGCGGGAGACGUGAGAUGCGGCUCAUGCCCGGAUCACCCAUGCCGUCCCGGGCACCGAUAGCAGCCUGACCACCGACCUGUCGCCCACUAGUGUGAGCUCCACCCCCUUGCACAGACACAGGGGGUUUCCUGCCCCGCCUCCCCCAGGACUGGGAUCGGGGUCCCCUCUCGUUGCACAGACACAGGGAGCUUUCACGCCCCCUAGACUGGGAUCAGGAGCCGCCCCACUGCUGGGCUGCCCCCCUGUCCCACCCCCACCAUGUCAACCUCGUCGCUGCGGCGCCAGAUGAAAAACAUCGUCCACAACUACUCGGAGGCGGAGAUCAAGGUGCGGGAGGCCACGUCCAAUGACCCCUGGGGCCCGUCCAGCUCGCUCAUGUCGGAGAUCGCUGAUCUCACCUACAACGUCGUGGCCUUCUCCGAGAUUAUGAGCAUGAUCUGGAAACGGCUCAACGACCACGGCAAGAACUGGCGCCACGUCUACAAGGCCAUGACGCUGAUGGAGUACCUCAUCAAGACGGGCUCGGAGCGCGUGGCCCAGCAGUGCAAGGAGAACAUCUACGCCAUCCAGACGCUGAAGGAUUUCCAGUACGUCGACCGCGACGGCAAGGACCAGGGCGUCAACGUGCGGGAGAAGGCCAAGCAGCUGGUGGCCCUGCUCCGGGAUGACGAGCGGCUCAAGGAGGAGCGGGCCCACGCCCUCAAGACCAAGGAGAAGCUGGCGCAGACCUCCACGGCCUCCUCAACCUCGGCCGCCAGUGCCCCGGCAGAGGCGGAGCAGGCCUGGCCGCAGAGCAGCGGCGAGGAGGAGCUGCAGCUGCAGCUGGCACUGGCCAUGAGCAAGGAAGAAGCGGAGCAGGUAAGGAGCAAGCCCCCCGUCGCCGUCGCCGAAGAGGACCUGCAGCUCCAGCUUGCUCUUAGCUUGAGCAAAGAGGAGCACGACAAGGAGGAGCGGAUCCGGCGCGGGGACGACCUGCGCCUACAGAUGGCCAUCGAGGAGAGCAAGAAGGAGGCAGUGCCGGCCAAGGGCGAGGAGUCAUCGCUGAUGGACCUGGCUGAUGUCUUCACCUCGCCGGCCCCCCCUGCUGCCGGGGACCCAUGGGGUCCCCCCGCCCCCACCGACCCAUGGGGUGCCUCUGUGCCCGCUCCCGUGGGGCCGCCUGCCCCUGACCCCUGGGGAGGGACUCCUGGGGGCGUGGCUUCCACUGGCGACCCAUGGGGAGCAUCCGCCUCUGUCACGGCCCCGGGAGACCCCUGGGGGGGGCCCCCAGCCAUCGCCAGCUCCGACCCCUGGAACCCGGAGGGGACGGGCCCAUCCCCACUCCCUGCUGGGGGCGUUGCAGUGAGUGGAGCGGCCCCCGCCAGUGAUCCGUGGUCGUCGGGCCCAGCUGCAGCCCCCCAAGGGAAACCCGCGGCCGACCCCUGGGCCCCUGCGCAGACCUUCCCCGAUCACUGGGGAGGGUCGCCUUCCAAAGCCAGCACCAACGGCACCGCAGCCAGUGGUGCCUUUGAGCCGGACGAGUUCUCGGAUUUCGACAGCCUGCGUCCGGCGCUGCCCAAGUCAGGGAGCAGCACAGGGGAGCUGGACCUGCUGGCCGGGGAGGUGCCAAUGACGCGCUCGGCCGGCGCCCGGAGCCCCAGCACCUUCGACAUGGCGGCUGUCGGGGGCUCGCUGGCCGAGGCCUCCAAACCCACCCGCAAGACCCCCGAGUCCUUCCUGGGCCCCAACGCCGCCCUGGUGGACCUGGACUCGCUGCUCAGCAAACCCCACGCGCCCCCCACCGCCAAGACCUCCAACCCCUUCCUGGCCACAGGGACAGCGCCCGGGUCCCUGUCGACACCCGGAGUAGCAGGCGCCUCGGCCACUAACCCAUUCCAGCCGGCCCAGCCCCCCUUGCUGACCCUCAACCAGCUCCGCGUCAGCCCCGUCAUGGGGCUGGGCCCCCCUGCCGUCCCCUUCGCUCCCACCAUGGGCUCAGUCACCCCCCUGGGGCCAGUCAUGCCCGUGGUUGGGGUCCCGCCCCCUGGCCUGUCCCCCAUGGCCAUGCCCCCCAUGAUGCCCUCCCAGCCUGUCGUGCCCACCAGCGCCUCUGUUCAGUCCAUGGGCAACACAAACCCCUUCCUGCUAUAAGGGGGCCGGCCCAGGGGUGGGGGGUAUGAGAGGGGAGCCCCCCGAGGGGCUGCUGGGGGAGGGGGAAGGGAGCCCAUGCCAUGGGGGGAGGUAGGUGGGGGGCCUGCUGCAUGUGGCAUCAGAUUCUCCCCUUCAUGGGCAAUACCCCCCCCCCACCCGAGAAUUCCUAAGGGGGGGCAGGGAGGCAGUGUUAAGCUCCGCCCCCUGCAUAGCUCCACCCCCACUGAGGUCACGCCUCACUGUAAACUCCGCCUCCAAGUCCUGCCCCAUCUUUCAGAAGUGGGGGUGCUCCUGCCCCUUAAGUUAUAACUAUGCCCCCCCUGCCCCCCAUUGAUCACACUAC
Messenger RNA from Chelonoidis abingdonii (Abingdon island giant tortoise), 2944 nucleotides. It is a transcript of the gene EPN1, whose product is annotated as epsin 1. Gene Ontology annotation, cellular component: plasma membrane; endosome; clathrin vesicle coat. Gene Ontology annotation, molecular function: phospholipid binding; clathrin binding. Gene Ontology annotation, biological process: endocytosis. NCBI's taxonomy places the organism in Eukaryota, Metazoa, Chordata, Testudines, Testudinidae. The record is from RefSeq and is a predicted model, not a curated record.